UUCACGUACACUCUCGCUCCUCUCUCUUCUCUGCUUUCCUAUUGCUCAAAUUCCCCCCUCCAGGCCGCGCCCGUUCGUGAACCAAAACCCCGCAGUAGGGUUUCGAAGGAGAACCCGGUCGAGGAGGAGGAACGGCAAAAAUGGCGACCGACGCGGACAUGAGCGGGUGGACGGAUCUCCUCCACUCCUCCACCAAGCUCCUCGAGCAAGCCGACUCCUCCGUCCAGUUUCCCCCUCUCCAGAGGAAUCUGGACCAGUUGGAGUCGCUCUCGAAGAAGCUCAAGACCAAAACCCUACGAACCGAAACCCCCUCCCAAUCCAUCUCUGCAGUCAGGCUGUUAGCUCGUGAAGGGAUAAAUGCGGAACAACUUGCUCGAGAUCUCAAGUCUUUCGAACUAAAGACAACUUUUGAGGAUGUAUUUCCUUCUGAAGCAACAACUGUUGAGGAAUACUUGCAGCAGGUUCAUGAAAUGGCCAUGGUCUCAUCCAUCCAAGAAGCUCAAAAGGACAACUUGAGAAGCUUCAAUGAUUACAUGAUGCAAGUCUUGGAGGAUGACUGGCAAAAGGAAAAGAGGGACUUUUUGCAAAGUUUAAGCCGAUUAUCCACAUUACCCAGGACCAAUACGAGUAUUUUGAGCAGUCGUCUCUCCCAUACUGGUCUGUUGUCAUCCCAUGCUUCCAGCCCUCAGGUUACUGUCAGUCCAGUUAGCAUGGAGAUUGCGCCUCUGGCUAAUAAGUCUAUAAUUGAAAAGAAAGCUUCAGUUUAUGCUGAGAUCGUGAGGAAUCUUAAUGAUGCAAGAGGUCGUGGAUUGCCAUUUAGACCUGCUACAGCAUUCAGAGGAGCUUAUGAAGGUUUAGGCCUUGACGUUUCUGGUACAAAAUCAGUUACCAUGCAGAAAAUCUGGCACUUGAUUCAGGCAUUGGUUGGUGAGGAUUCUAGCAGUCAGAGUAAUUUGUCCAGGAAAAUGUCACUGGUGAAAGGGGCAAGGCGCCACCUUGAGUGGGGUCAUGAGAAAUAUAUCUUGGAUACAAUCCAAAGCCAUCCUGCACAGGCUGCUUUAGGUGGGGCUGUUGGCAAUCUGCAAAAAGUUCGAGCAUUUCUCCGGGUCCGCUUAAGGGAUCAUGGCGUGCUAGAUUUUGAUGCAAGUGAUGCACGUAGGCAGCCCCCAAUUGAUACAACUUGGCAACAGAUAUAUUAUUGUUUAAGAACCGGGUAUUAUGACGAAGCAAGAAAUGUUGCUCAAUCAUCUCGUGCUGCACGCCAGUUUGCUCCUCAGCUUGCAGAGUGGAUCACAAGUGGAGGUCUGGUAUCACAAGAGACUGCCACUGCUGCUUCUGAAGAAUGUGAAAAAAUGUUAAGAAUGGGUGAUCGAGCAGGUCGACCUGGUUAUGACAGGAAGAAGCUGCUACUUUAUGCUAUAAUUUCUGGUUGUCGCCGUCAAAUUGAUAGAUUGUUUAGAGAUCUACCGACACUUUUUAAUACCAUAGAGGAUUUCUUGUGGUUUAAAUUGUCAUCGGUACGGGACUGCGCUGGUGGAACCUCUUCUGUUGUGUUAAGUGAAGGCUUGGUACCAUAUAGCUUGGAUGAUCUCCAAAGUUACUUGAAUAAAUUUGAACCAUCAUACUAUACCAAAAAUGGGAAGGACCCACUGGUUUAUCCUUAUGUGCUACUUUUGAGCAUUCAAUUACUUCCAGCAGUCCUAUACUUAUCCAGGGAAGUAGGGGAAGACGGUUAUAACAUUGAUGCUGUACAUAUUUCAAUUGCUUUAGCAGACCAUGGAGUUCUUUCUGAAGGUGUUGGAACUAGCCAUAAGAUAGGAGUUAUGGAUACUUGUGCUGAAGUUGCCAGCAUAAUACGCCAACAUGGUUCCGUCUACUUACGUCAUGGUAAUCUUGAACUAGCUUUGGAAUACUAUGCACAAGCAGCUGCUGCAAUGGGUGGAGGGGAGAUGUCAUGGAUUGGACGAGGAAAUACUGAUCAGCAAAGACAGAGAAGUUUGAUGUUGAGGCAACUGCUCACUGAAAUACUGUUACAGGAUGGAGGUAUUUUCUUGCUUGGUCCAAGAGAUGCUGGGGAAGAAGCGGCACUUAGUAAAUACAUUUUGGAUUGGAAAAGCCGACAACAGUUUCUACUUGAAGCUGCUCAUCAUUGUCAAGAAGCUGGGCUCUAUGACAAAUCUGUAGAAAUCCACAAGAGAGUUGGAGCUUUUGCUAUGGCAUUAGAGACGAUCAAUAAAUGUCUUUCAGAUGCAAUCUGUGCAAUGUCGCGUGGUAGGCUAGAUGGUGACAGUCGAGCUGCUGGUCUAAUUCAUUCCGGCAAUGAUAUACUGGAGACAUUCAAAUAUUCUCCUGAAGCCAGCCUUCAUGAAAAGGAACUUAUUUCUGAACAGCAAACAGUAUUAAGGCAGCUUGAAGCUAUUUUAUUUGUCCAUAAGUUAGCCAGAGCAGGCCAGCAUGUGGAUGCUUUGAGAGAGAUCACUAAACUCACUUUUCUUCCAUUAAAUCCUCGCGCACCAGAUGUUACAUUUGAUGUCUUCCGGAAUUUAUCUCUUCAUGUACAAGCAUGUGUACCAGAUCUCCUCAAAGUUGCUCUAAGUUGUCUGGACAAUGUUACAGACACUGAUGGAGCACUCCGUGCAUUGAGGUCUAAGAUUGCAAACUUCGUAGCAAACAACAUGACCAGAAAUUGGCCGCAUGAUUUGUAUGAAAAGGUUGCUCGAAGCAUAUGAAAAAUAUGCUGCAAUUUGAGUUGGAAAGAAUCAAACAGGCUCAUUAUGGAAUAUGUUUAACAUGUGUUGCAGACCAUUUUGUAAUCUGAUGUCAUUUCCCUCAGACUAAGAAAUAAACAAGAUUUUGUCCAAUGUUGGUCUGUUUACAGUGUUUCUGUAUUGAUUGUGUGCUGAAAAUUUAUGUAAUUCUAAGCCCUAGGCUUUCUAUACGGUUUA
Molecule: messenger RNA, 2945 nt
Organism: Phoenix dactylifera (date palm)
Lineage: Eukaryota; Viridiplantae; Streptophyta; Magnoliopsida; Arecales; Arecaceae
Product: nuclear pore complex protein NUP93A-like
Biological process (GO): protein import into nucleus; poly(A)+ mRNA export from nucleus
Cellular component (GO): nuclear pore
Molecular function (GO): structural constituent of nuclear pore
Source: RefSeq, a predicted model, not a curated record